This is a messenger RNA of Pogonomyrmex barbatus (red harvester ant), 2155 nucleotides long. RefSeq names its product cytochrome P450 4g15-like. The record is from RefSeq and is a predicted model, not a curated record. Lineage: Eukaryota; Metazoa; Arthropoda; Insecta; Hymenoptera; Formicidae. Gene Ontology annotation, molecular function: heme binding; oxidoreductase activity, acting on paired donors, with incorporation or reduction of molecular oxygen; iron ion binding.
AACUCUUGUGUGAACCAGACUUAGAUUAUAAAAUAUCAAUCAGUGUUACGCACAGAUUAGAAACGCAUUUGCCAUUAAAACGUGAAAACGCUUCUUUAAUCGCCUAAGCCAACAAAAUAGUUUUAACAAAGUAUUGUUACAUUAACUACGAUUGAAUUUUAUACCUUUUAACGACGAUAUUGAUUAGUGUAUUAUAAAAAAAAAUAAAUAUAUGUAACGUUAUUACAACGUAAUAUAUCUUUUUAAAUCACAAUGGAUGUGAUUCCAGUAACAUCAUCGUAUUUUUCAUUUAUGAUUUCUUCGCUGCUGGUUGUGUUUGCCACAGCACUAAUUGCAGCGUAUUAUUACAUCGAAACAUCUCGAGCUGUUCGUCUGAUAAAAAAGUUACCAUCUCCACCACAUGUACCUAUUCUUGGUCAUUCAUUAAUAACUUUAAAAGCGUCUCCCGAAGAUAUAAUAGAAAAAGGUCUUGAAUAUUAUGAGAAAUAUGGAACGGUAAUAGGUGUAUAUUUGGGAACAAAAGCAGUUGUCUUUUUAAUAGAUCCACAAGAUAUCGAAAUAAUUUUAAGUAGCUCUGUGCAUAUCGAUAAAUCUCAGGAUUAUCAAUUUUUUAAACCAUGGCUUGGAGAUGGUUUACUGAUUACAACUGGCGAUAAAUGGCGUAGACAUAGAAAAGUGAUAGCUCCCACGUUUCAUAUGAAUAUUUUGAAAACGUUUGUGCCUCUAUUUUAUGAAAACAGCAUAGACCUUGUGCAACGACUUCGCGAUCAGAUUGGAAAGGAAUUCGAUUGUCACGAUUACUUAUCAGCCGUAACGGUUGACAUUUUGACAGAAACGGCGAUGGGAGUUAGGAAGGGUGGAAAGAAAAAAACUGGAUUUGACUAUGCUAUGGCUGUGAUGAAAAUGAGUGAUAUUUUGCACAGAAGACAUUAUGACGUAUCGUUGCGGGCAGACAUACUCUUCAGAUUUUCUAAAUUUGCCAAGCUUCAAGAGAAAUUAUUAAGUAUUAUUCAUUCAUUGACAAAUAGUGUGAUUAAAGAAAAAGCAAGAGAUGUCGAAGAAAAACAUGCAAAAAAUCAGCAACAAAAAGAACCACAAAAUGAUAAAUUAAUGGAAAGUUCGGUCAUGACAAAAAAUACAGAAAGUGCUAAAAACAAUACUGCUAAUUAUAAACUACACUAUGUAAGAGAUGAUCUUGACGAUAUUGAUGAGAAUGAUAUAGGUGACAAAAAACGACUCGCCUUCUUAGAAAUGAUGUUAGAAUUAAAAAAAGUUGGGCAAAUGACUGAUGAAGAAAUUUGGGAGGAAGUGAACACUAUCAUGUUUGAGGGACAUGAUACCACGGCAGCUGGCUCGAGUUUUGCACUUUGUGCAUUAGGAAGUCAUCCAGAUAUUCAAGCUCGUGUGCAUGAAGAAUUGGACACAAUUUUUGGUGAUAGCGAUAGACAAUGUACUUUCCAAGAUACCUUGGAAAUGAAAUAUCUCGAGAGAGUUAUUCUUGAAACUCUGAGACUUUUCCCACCAGUACCUCUAAUUGCCAGGCAGCUUAAUGAAGAUGUGAAGAUAGUUACAAACAAUUAUGUUCUUCCAAAAUCAACGACAGUAUUGGUUGUACAAUUUUUGACGCAUCGUAUAGACAAAUAUUAUCCAAAUGCAACAGUUUUUAAUCCAGACAACUUCUUACCGGAAAAAAUGCAGCAAAGACAUUAUUAUGCUUACAUUCCUUUCAGUGCUGGACCAAGAUCCUGCGUGGGUCGAAAAUACGCUAUGCUAAAACUGAAGGUUUUAUUAUCGACAAUAUUGAGAAAUUAUCGUAUCACUUCUAAUAAAUCGAUCGACGAUUUUCAACUGCGAGGUGACAUUAUUCUGAAAAGACAUGAUGGAUUCAAGAUCAAAAUUGAGCCACGCAAGUCAGGUUUGAUAAAUCAGUAGAUUAGUCGGAAUUUAAUAAUUCCGGAUUCGCAUAAUACAUGAUUUAAGAAAAUAUAGUCGAUAUAUAACUUAAUAAAAAUUAUUAUUUAUUCAUUGUUUUUUUAUCUGAUAUAAUAAACUAUAACUUGCUUAACUAUAAACUUGCUCUUUUGUAAUUAUAAUAACUUUGUAUAAUAUCUAUAAUAUGCAGAUGGGAAAAUAUAUUAUAUUUAGAAUAUUAAAA